Durio zibethinus is the source of this 894-nucleotide messenger RNA. Its product is annotated as mitochondrial import inner membrane translocase subunit PAM16 like 2-like. The record is from RefSeq and is a predicted model, not a curated record. Gene Ontology annotation, cellular component: TIM23 mitochondrial import inner membrane translocase complex. NCBI's taxonomy places the organism in Eukaryota, Viridiplantae, Streptophyta, Magnoliopsida, Malvales, Malvaceae. Gene Ontology annotation, biological process: protein import into mitochondrial matrix.
GGCCCAGACCAAAUGGGCUUCAGUUCCCACAUCAAGUUCUAAUUCCGCUCAGUUCAAAACCCUAAAAAUCAUCAGCCGAAACCCCCUCAGUUUCAGUUUCUAAUUCGACAUCUCCUUCUGCAAGAUUAGGAGAUUCUCAAUUUUUCUUCAACAGUGACUUCAAGUCUUGAGCAAAUGGCUGCGAGAAUUCUUGCAAACUUGAUUGUAAUGGGCUCUGGAAUAUUGGGAAGGGCUGUAUUUCAGGCAUACCGCCAGGCUCUUGCAAAUGCUUCAAAAUCUGGUGUAGCUCAAGAAACACUGCAGAAUAUCAGGAGAGCUAGCAAAAUUAUGGCUGAACCAGAGGCUAGGCAGAUUUUAGGGGUCACAGAGCAUUCAUCAUGGGAGGAAAUCUUGAAGAAAUAUGACAACUUGUUUGAGCAAAAUGCUAAGAAUGGAAGCUUUUACCUUCAGUCAAAGGUUCAUCGAGCUAAAGAAUGUUUAGAAGCAGUCUACCAAAAGAAAGCUCAGGGUACCCCAGAUAUAUAACUAGUGGAAGUCGUUACUCUCAUGCUGAUCGCUCAAUUCAGCUAUCCUAAUACUUUGUGAUCUCCAUGAGCUCAAAGAAAUCAGGAUUUUUUUUCACCUCUUGUGCUGGCACUGUGCUGAAUGCUGAUAUGCAGUACUCAAAUAGAUUAAUUAUAGUCUAUAUCAGAUGUUGCAUUGCAACCAUUUCCUGUAAUCCAUCCAAUCAAUGAAAUGAUAGCAAUAGCAUAUAACUUCUCGGAAGUCAGCUAGGUAGUUUGAGUUUAUUGCAGGAAAGCAGUAUGAAGCCAAGCGUGCUGACAGCAUAUGUUGAACAUGCGACAUUAUUCCCUACAUAACAUUUAUUUUGAAUGUAAUUGGAGCAUUUCUGUA